AUGGCAGUUCGUAAGGGCAUCGUCUCCGUUGCGGGUCAGGAGGUGAAAGUGAAGAAUGGUUUCUUGGACGACUUGUUGGAGGACAGCUCGCCUGAGUCCACUCAAGUGGUCAUCGAGCGAUCUACGUGCCCCGUCUUUACACGAAAGGAGGGGUCGUUCCAGACCUCCUUCGGCGACGCUCCCCUCCCGGAACUCUUUGAGCCGAUGCAAGCUCCAUGGCCCUCAGAGAUGACGACGAUGGACAGCUUCUCGGGCAACGGCCACGGCUGCGAUCGCCUCUCGUGGUCCUCGAUGGCCAGCGGAUAUGAGCCGGACAUGCCUCUCAAAGUGAUCUCGCGAGAUGUGCCCGCUCAAGCACCGCCACCGAUGCUGACGCCCCCGGUGCGCCGGGCCAGUCCAGCGGCCCUACUCCCCGCGCCCUCCGUUGGCUCGCAACGCCACGGAAGACCAGAGACGACAUGCACUCCGUGCCCUUUCUUUUGGCAGCCCUCCGGGUGUGUGGAGGGGCGCUCUUGUCUGUUCUGCCACCUCUGUCCGGAUCCAACCAUCAAGCAGAAGAAGCACCCCAAGAAGACGGUGCAGGGCGAUGAGCCCACGGUAACUUUUACAGGAGAGGCGCCGAUGACCCACAUCCCAAUCCCGGAGGCAACCAAAGUCCCCAUCGUCGAGGGCUACGCGCAAUACAUCGGUGCAGCCCAACCCCCAGGCGCAAGCACGACACCGGAGCAACAUCAGAAGGUUCUUGAGAUGCAGCAGAAGCUUUGCCCGAGCAUUUUUGAAGAUCAUGCAGCCGGGCAGUGCAAACCAUGCACUUUCUUCUGGAAGCCGGAAGGAUGCCGAAAGUCCGAGGCCUGUCACCAUUGCCACCUUUGCCCUCCCAGUGCUCUGAAAGACCGAAAGAUUCAGAAAGUCAUGGCUCGGCGACAAGAGAAAGCGAGCAAGGGUACACCGAAGACUCCCGAAGCACCGCCUGCAACGGGCGCGCCCGUGCCAGCAGGCCUUGUCUAUCUAUGA
Symbiodinium natans is the source of this 1014-nucleotide messenger RNA. NCBI's taxonomy places the organism in Eukaryota, Dinophyceae, Suessiales, Symbiodiniaceae. The record is from the annotation of a GenBank genome assembly.